This is a messenger RNA of Python bivittatus (Burmese python), 4025 nucleotides long. RefSeq names its product ankyrin repeat and sterile alpha motif domain containing 6 (gene ANKS6). The record is from RefSeq and is a predicted model, not a curated record. Gene Ontology annotation, biological process: RNA processing. NCBI's taxonomy places the organism in Eukaryota, Metazoa, Chordata, Lepidosauria, Squamata, Pythonidae. Gene Ontology annotation, molecular function: RNA nuclease activity; protein binding; RNA binding.
AAGACGACAGGCGGGUUCGGGAGGGGGCCAAGUCCGCCGAUGGGGGAGUGCGGGGUGCCCGCUGGUGUCCAGUUGCUGCUUCGCGCCUGCGAUCAGGGAGACUGCGAGUGCGCCCGACGAUUACUAGUAGGACCUUCGCCAACCGCGGGGGCCGGUGAAGAAGCGGCCGCGGAGGCUGGCAGCGGCUCGUCUAGCGGAGGUGGGAUUGGGGCUGCGGCGGACAUUCCUCCCGGCUCGGUGCCAGUGGACUGCACAGACGAGGCGGGCAACACCGGCCUGCAGUUCGCAGCGGCCGGGGGACACGAAGAGCUGGUGGGCUUCCUGCUGCGGCGGGGGGCCUCGGUGCAGAGCCGGAACCACUGCGGCUGGAGCCCGCUCAUGCAAGCAGCCAGGUUUGGACAUCUAAAUGUGGCUCGCAUCUUGCUGGAAAAUGGAGCUGACCUUAAUGCACAGAAUAAAUUGGGAGCCAAUGUACUCACCAUAGCAUCACGGGGUGGCCAUAUCAGUGUGGUUAAGCUGUUGCUGGAAUCUGGUGCUUAUAUUGACAAUUAUGACCACUUGAAUGUUAGCUUGGACAGCAGUAAAGAAGAAAUGCCAGCUGUCACUCCCCUCAUGACUGCUGUCCAACACGGACAUGAGGCAGUAGUCCAUCUUCUACUGGACUGGGGAGCUAAUUGUAAUUACUCAGUGAAGACCAUGGGCUGGACUCCCCUGAUGUUGGCGGCUGUUAGCGGAAGAGUUAGUUUAGCCCAACAGCUUAUGAACAAAGGAGCCAAUCCUGAUCAUCUGAAUAUUCUGCAUAAAACACCAUAUGAAGUGUCUGUUGAUUUCAAACAUGAAGAUAUGAUGGAUUAUCUGGCACCUUUGACAACAGUUAGGCCUCAGACAGAUAAGCAGAAGAGACAACCUGAUAUCUUCCAUGCUUUAAAAAUGGGAAAUUUUCAGCUGGUGAAAGAGAUUAUUGAUGAAGACCCAGCACAAUCCAAUAUUGUUAAUGAUGAUGGUGCUUCUCCCCUGAUGAUUGCAGCUGUAACUGGACAGUUGCCCCUUAUACAGCUGCUUGUUUCAAGAAAUGUAGAGAUUGACAAACAAGAUAAUGUCCAUGGCUGGACAGCAUUAAUGCAAGCCACAUAUCAUGGAAAUAAAGAAGUUGUUAAGUAUUUAUUAAAUCAAGGAGCUGAUGUCAACCUGCGUGCUAAAAACGGAUAUACAGCCUUUGACCUGAUAAUGCUGCUGAAUGACCCAGAUGCAGAACUUGUGCGGUUGUUGGCCUCAGCCUGCAUGCAAGAAAAGAAUAAGCAGAACAGCAAAGUAACUGUGCCGUUUUCCAGAAAUAAGCAGCCCAUAGAUAUUCCAUUGUUGCCAGAUGACAAAGGAGGAUUGAAGUCAUGGUGGAACAGAAUGUCCAAUAGAUUUCGCAAACUGAAGAUGACCCAAACCUUAAAUCAUGGAUUUUCCAUGAAUCAAUCUAUACCUUUUCCAGAAGAAUCAAAAUCCCCAUUUGACUGUACAAUGAAGGCUGCAUUACAAAAUGAUAAUGCUGUAAAUCAUGAUGCCACUACAGCUUGGGCAACAAAAAUUAUCCACAGUGCAAAGGCUGGAAAGGAUGAUGAGUUUUUGACCACAGUGUUAAGAAGUGGGGCUCCAUUUACACGGCUGCCCAAUGACAAAUUGAAAGCUGUUAUUCCACCUUUCUUGCCACCUUCAAGUUUUGAGUUAUGGAAUUCUGAUAGAACACAGAACAAAGAUGGUAGCAAAGAACAAACAAGACUUGGCUUUCCACACAGAGCUACAAGUAUUGACAAUAGUGCUGACAAAAUGUCCUUAAGUAGAGGUAGUAGACCCAUUAAACUGUCCACUUUUGCAAGAAGACCUCCGACUCCCAGCAAUUCAAGUAAUUUCAACCAUUCGCCUCAUUCUUCUGGUGGAUCCAGCAGCAUAGGAGGAGUUAGCCGGCAUGGUGGAGAACUGCAUAAUAAAUCAGGUGGCAGUGCGGAUAGUGUUUUAUCUCAAAUUGCAGCUCAAAGAAAAAAAGCUGCUGGUAUAUCUGAACCGAAACCAAGCCAACAGCUAAUUACAGUAGGUUUAAUUUCAUCCUGUCCUCCUGAUGUGGAAAAUACACAGACCAUUGGAAAUGGACCUGUUCUUAAGGUAAAACAGAAAUUGGACGUGAACCAGAAACCUCCAUCUGAGAAUUCUUCUACAUCUAAAAGCACAUCCCCAACCCUCACACCGUCACCAUCUCCGUUACCAUCCCCCAAGAUUCAAAGUGCAGGGUCUUCACUUUCUUCCUCUCACAGGCAAGGGAAAAGCAGUGGUGGCUCCAGCAGUGGGACUUUAACUGAUGAAGAUGAACUCACAGGCAUCCUGAAAAAACUCUCACUUGAAAAGUAUCAGCCUAUCUUUGAAGAGCAGGAGGUGGAUAUGGAAGCUUUUCUCACUCUUACAGAUGGGGAUUUGAAGGAACUGGGAAUUAAGACUGAUGGUUCUAGACAACAAAUUCUGGCAGCUAUUUCAGAGUUAAAUGCAGGAAAGGGACGAGAGAGAAAAAUUUUACAGGAGACCAUACACAACUUCCACUCAUCUUUUGAAAGCAGUGUCAGCAACACAAGCCCUGGGAAACCACAGACACCUGGAUGCUGGGUAAGACCACAGGAGCCAUCUCCUACCAAGAGGUAAACUUUGAACUGAAGUGUCAGAAACAUGGAAUCCAGAUCAAGUACACCUUUACAACAUCUCGUUGUGGAUUUUGCUGGAAAGAUAUUGUGUUAACAGCAUAUACUAUACUUCACUUGCAAAAUAGACUUGGCUUUAAUAAAGCUGGCCAUAUUUGAAUAGUGUGGUCAUUAUUUUACUGAAAUGAGGAAAGAAAAUAUUACAGAAUAUGUACAGGCACUGUAGUAGCUGAAUAACAAGAAGUGUUACUUCUCAACCUGGAGGACGGGAGUUCCUUGAUAGGGAUGAAAAAUGAACUGGGAGCCAAUGAAGUUCAUAAAGAACUGGUAUGAUGUGUUCAUACGGUUUAAUUCCAGCCAGUAUUCUUGCUGUAGCGUUUUGUAUUAUAUAUAGUUUCUGAAUUGCCUUCAGGAGCAGCCUUGCAUGUAAUGUGUUGCAUUUAUCUAAAUGGGAAGGUACCAGGGCAGGGAUUCUGUAGCAAGAUAUCUUGCCUCAGCUGGUGAAAGGUUCUUCACACACAGAGACCACUGGUGCCUUGAACAUCAGAGUUGGAUUUAGAGGCACCCCCUAGCAACAAAUAUUUUAGGGGGAGUGCAGCUCUAGAAUAGAUAGAACUCCAUUUUUCUUGACAGAUAAACCAUUCACUAAUAGGACCAUUCUUUUGCAUCAUUUUUUUGGCUCUAAUCCAGUCCAUUGCAACCAGACAUUAAUUCAGCAGUUCCACUCCCUCACGUGGUUUCAGUCAAACAGAGAGAGCUCACUAUCAUCAGCAGCAGACUGAUGACAUUUUAGUUUAAAUCUCUGAAUACCAUCUUCCAAAGAUAACAUAAAAACACAUCCCAGCAUUUCAGUAUGCUGAUUAUGUGGUUAUACUGUUGCAGAUUCAAGUGGGUUUGAAAGGAACUUUAUGCUCCUGUGCCAUGUUUGGCAAAGAGGAAAAUUUUAAAAAUAAACAAUGAUAAGACCAAAAUAUUCUAUCUUGUAAAGCAUCCUAAAAUAGAUCUCUGGAAGAUGAAAGGGCAUGAACUGAUUCUUUUAUUGAUUAUGUCCCAUCCGGUCAGUGUCAACUCUUACCAAUCACAUAGAUUUUCUCCAGGAGGAUCUGUCCCCAACCUGGUCCUUCAAGUCUUCCAAUGGUGUGCCCAUUACCAUUGUAAUUAAAUCCACCCACACUGCUGCUGAUCAUCCUUUUCUUCUCUUUCCUUCCACCUUUCCCAGCAUUAUGACUUCUCCAGAGAGCUAGGUCUUCACAUGUUUCCAAAGUAUAGUAACUUAAGCUUGAUCAUUUGUGCCUUGAGUGAGAAUUCAGAGUUUUGUUCAAUGAUCCAUUUGUUUGUUUUCUUGGCUAU